Molecule: messenger RNA, 7357 nt
Organism: Scatophagus argus
Lineage: Eukaryota; Metazoa; Chordata; Actinopteri; Scatophagidae
Gene: abcc9
Product: ATP-binding cassette, sub-family C (CFTR/MRP), member 9
Exons: 42
Coding region: 381-5180 (1599 amino acids)
Biological process (GO): potassium ion transport; transmembrane transport
Cellular component (GO): membrane
Molecular function (GO): ABC-type transporter activity; ATP hydrolysis activity; sulfonylurea receptor activity
Source: RefSeq, a predicted model, not a curated record
GCAAGAUUAAAAGCAGCAUCUUUGAAAGCAGACAGCAGAUUCAGCUCCGCGGCGCUCAUUCGGCUUUAAUUUGACCCACAUCUGCCCAUGUCGAGCAUAAUGAGUAAUGUUAGCGGGCAAAAGCCAGCCACCAUAUCUGGGACUGUGUGUGUGUCUCUGCCGUGCCACUGGUGCGCCAUAAUACCGUAGCCAGAGCGGACACGACUGCAAGUGUAAUAUAUAGGCAUUUCCUGUCCCCGCGCCUUCAGUGUAAACCGCAAUAUCAUAAGACACAGCACACGGGGAUUAAGAUCCGGGAACGUUUUGACCCAAAAGAACCCACAAACCUGCGUGAGAGACCGGACUGACUCCAGGCCUGUGCGGAGCGGUCGGCUGGUGGCAUGGCCCUGUCGUUUUGCGGCAGCGACAACGGUACCAAUGCCUACAGCGUGACGGACGGCGUGCUGAACAAUGGCUGCUUCGUGGACGCGCUCAACCUGGUUCCUCAUGUCUUCCUGCUCUUCAUCACCUUCCCCAUCCUCUUCAUAGGUUGGGGUAGCCAGAGCUCCAAGGUCCAGAUCCAUCAUAACACAUGGCUUCAUUUCCCAGGCCACAACCUGAGGUGGAUCCUCACCUUCUCGCUGCUCUUUGUCCACGUCUGCGAGUUCGCAGAGGGCAUCGUUUCCAACAAUAGGAUGAUGGACACCGACCACCUCCAUCUCUUCAUGCCAGCCUUCAUGGGUUUCAUCGCAGCCACAACAUCAGUGGUUUAUUAUCACAACAUAGAGACAUCCAACUUCCCCAAACUGCUGCUUGUCCUGUUCAUCUACUGGGUGUUGGCAUUCAUCACCAAGUCCAUUAAACUGUGGAAGUUUACAGAGUACAAAGUUGGACCGCGGCACCUGAGGUUCUGCAUCACAGCCCUGUUAGUGGUCCUGUAUGGACUGCUGAUGGCCGUGGAGAUCAACGUCAUAAGAAUCAGAAAAUAUGUGCUCUUUUCCAACCCCCAAAAAGUGAAACCACCAGAGGAUUUACAGGAUUUGGGGGUUCGCUUUCUGCAGCCGUUUGUCAACCUUCUGUCUAAGGCAACAUAUUGGUGGAUGAAUCCUCUCAUCAUGGGAGCCCAUAAGAGACCCAUAGAGCUGAAGAAGAUCGGCAAGCUGCCCAUCGCCAUGAGAGCCCUCACCAACUACCUACGGCUCAAAGACGCCUAUGAGGAUCAGAGGACAGCUGAGGAGCCGGAUCGCUCGCCGUCAAUCUGGCGCUCCAUGUAUCGGGCGUUUGGUCGCCCCAUCCUGCUCAGCAGCACCUUCCGCUACCUGGCUGACCUGCUGGGCUUCGCUGGGCCGCUCUGCAUCUCUGGCAUCGUGAAGUACCUGAAUUCUGAUGGUGAUACUGUGAUGGCAGAAAAGAAAAAGGAGAUGUACUUUGAUGUGUACUUCAUGUCUUCCACUGAGCUGCUGCAGAACACGUCAGUCCUGGCUGUGCUUCUCUUCCUGGCUUUAGUCCUGCAGAGGACUUUCCUGCAGGCCUCCUACUACGUCACCAUAGAAACAGGCAUCAACCUGCGGGGAGCCCUGCUGGCAAUGAUUUACAACAAAAUCCUGCGUCUGUCCACCUCCAACAUGUCCAUGGGGGAGAUGACGCUGGGGCAGAUCAACAACCUGGUGGCUAUAGAGACCAAUCAGCUGAUGUGGUUCCUCUUCCUCUGCCCCAACCUGUGGGCCAUGCCUGUACAGAUUGUGAUGGGAGUGAUCCUGCUCUACUAUUUGUUGGGCUGGAGUGCUUUGGUUGGAGCGUCUGUCAUAGUCCUGCUGGCUCCAGUCCAGUACCUCAUAGCUACAAAGCUGGCAGACACGCAAAAAAGCUCACUAGAGCACUCUACAGAUCGUCUGAAAAAGACCUCAGAGAUCUUAAAGGGCAUAAAGCUGCUGAAGCUGUAUGCCUGGGAGAAUAUCUUCUGUGACAGUGUGGAGGAGACCAGAGGCAAAGAGCUCACCAGCCUCAAGACCUUCGCUUUCUACACGUCAAUGUCCAUUUUCAUGAAUGCUGCUAUUCCCAUCGCUGCUGUUCUUGCAACAUUUGUGAUGCAUCACUUCCUCAAUAAAACCGGUCCUAGUCCUUCUGAGGCCUUUGCAGCUCUGGCGUUGUUCCACAUCCUGGUCACUCCUCUUUUCCUGCUCUCCACUGUUGUCAGAUUUGCUGUCAAGGCUCUGGUCAGUGUCCAGAAGCUCGGCGAGUUUCUUCAGAGCGAUGAAAUUGGAGACGACAGCUGGAGAAAUGGAGACAUAUCUGUUUCCUUCGAAGCUGGAAAAAAACACCAGGGAUUGACCAAAGCCAUCAACAGGAAGCAGCCAGUGCGCUACCAGAUGGACAACUACGAGCAGCCGACCAGGCGACACAUGAGGCCCACGGAGACAGAGGAUGUGGCUGUAAAGGUGACCAAUGGGUUCUUCACCUGGGGAAGCAACCUGUCCACACUGUCAGACAUCAACAUCCGCAUCCCCACAGGUCAGCUGACAAUGAUUGUGGGCCAGGUGGGUUGUGGGAAAUCGUCCCUGCUGCUGGCCAUGCUCGGUGAGAUGCAGACCAUCGAGGGAAGAGUCUACUGGAGCAAGCUGCCUGUUUGUGAGAUGGUCCACGAAGGGAACAUAAGUUGGUCAGGGGCAGAGGAGUCUGACGAAGACAUCCAGAGUAAGAACAGGUACUCUGUGGCCUACGCUGCCCAGAAAUCCUGGCUGCUCAACGCCACAGUGGAGGAAAACAUCAUCUUUGGCAGCAGUUUCAAUAAACAGAGGUACAAGGCAGUGAUUGACGCCUGCUCUCUUCAGCCAGACAUCGACCUGCUGCCUUUUGGAGACCAAACUGAGAUUGGAGAGAGGGGCAUCAACCUGAGUGGAGGUCAGAGACAGAGGAUCUGCGUGGCCAGAGCUCUCUAUCAGAACACCAACAUUGUCUUCCUGGACGAUCCCUUCUCAGCGCUGGACAUCCACCUCAGUGAUCACCUGAUGCAGGAAGGAAUCCUCAAGUUUCUGCAGGACGAUAAACGGACUGUAGUCCUGGUCACCCACAAACUGCAGUACCUCAUACAUGCAGACUGGAUCAUAGCAAUGAAGGACGGUUCUGUCCUGAGAGAGGGAACCCUGAAGGACAUUCAGACUCAUGAUGUUGAGCUUUACGAUCACUGGAAAACCCUGAUGAACAGACAAGACCAGGAGCUGGAGAAGGACAUACAGCAGGACAGCCAAACAACCCUAGAGAGGAAAACACUGAGGAGGGCUUUUUACUCCAGAGAGGCCAAGAACCAGAUAGAUGAUGAGGACGAAGAGGAAGAAGAGGAGGAGGAAGAUGAUGACAACAUGUCCACGACCACGAACAGAGGAUCAAAGAUCCCGUGGAGGGUGUGCUGGUGUUACCUGUCGUCUGGUGGGUUCUUCAUGGUCUUCCUGAUGGUGUCCUCCAAACUUCUCAAACACUCGGUCAUUGUUGCCAUUGACUACUGGUUGGCUAUCUGGACUUCUUCCAAAACCAAUCAGAGUGCUGGAGCAGGUGGAGUUGGCGCUAAUUGGACCAGCCUGGCUUACGGCGCCAACACCACACUGGCCACGCCUGCUCCUGGACAGCCUGAGGACGACUCCUACUAUCUGCCGGUGUUCAUCAUCCUGUGUGCAGCUGGAAUCACGUUGUGCCUCAUCACCUCCCUCACUGUGGAGUUUCUGGGUCUUUCUGCAGCCACCAACCUGCACCACAACCUCCUCAACAAGAUCAUCCACGCCCCCAUCAGGUUCUUUGACAUCACCCCCCUGGGGCAGAUCCUCAACAGAUUCUCAGCUGAUACCAACAUCAUAGACCAGCAUAUUCCUCCAACACUGGAGUCUUUGACAAGGUCCACGUUGCUCUGUUUGUCAGCCAUCGGGGUCAUUUCCUCCAUCACUCCGGCUUUUCUCAUCGCCUUGAUCCCCCUGGGGGUGGCCUUCUACUUCAUACAGAAGUACUUCCGGGUGGCCUCCAAGGACCUUCAGGACCUCGAUGACUCCACACAGCUUCCUCUGCUCUGCCACUUCUCUGAGACAGCCGAAGGGCUCACCACCAUCAGGGCAUUCAGGCACGAGGCUCGUUUUAAACAGCGAAUGUUGGAGCUGACAGACACCAAUAACACAGCCUACCUGUUUCUGUCUGCAGCCAACCGCUGGCUGGAGGUCCGAACGGACUACCUCGGAGCAGUGAUAGUGCUGACAGCAGCCGGAGCCUCCAUAUGGAGUUUACAUUAUGGUCUGCCCUCUGGAGGCCUGGUAGGCCUCGGACUCACAUACGCCCUCACUGUCACCAACUACCUGAACUGGGUUGUGAGGAACCUGGCAGACCUGGAGGUCCAGAUGGCAGCUGUGAAGAAAGUCAACAGCUUCCUCAGCACAGAGUCAGAGAACUACGAAGGCUCUAUGGACACCUCUCAGGUACCUGAGAACUGGCCCCACAACGGUGAGAUAAAGAUCCAGGACCUGUGUGUGCGCUACGAUCCCAUGCUGAAGCCGGUGCUCAAACACGUCAACGCGUACGUCGAACCAGGACAGAAGGUGGGAAUCUGUGGUCGCACGGGCAGCGGGAAGUCUUCUCUGUCCCUGGCCUUUUUCAACAUGGUGGAUAUUUUUGAAGGGGAGAUCAUCAUCGACGGGAUCGACAUCUGCAAGCUUCCUCUGCAGACGCUCAGGUCGCGACUCUCCAUCAUCCUCCAGGAUCCCGUGUUGUUUAGUGGAUCGAUAAGGUUUAAUCUGGAUCCAGAGAGGACGUGCACUGACGAUCGACUGUGGGAGGCGCUAGAGAUCGCUCAGCUGAAGAACAUGGUGAAAGCGCUGCCUGGGGGACUGGAUGCGGUUGUGACAGAAGGUGGGGAGAACUUCAGCGUCGGUCAGAGGCAGCUCUUCUGUUUGGCCCGAGCUUUCGUGAGGAAGAGCAGCAUCCUCAUCAUGGACGAAGCCACGGCGUCUAUAGACAUGGCCACGGAGAACAUCUUACAGAAAGUUGUAAUGACUGCGUUUGCGGACAGAACAGUCGUUACGAUCGCACACCGUGUCCACACCAUCCUAACGGCCGACCUGGUCAUCGUGAUGAAGCGAGGGAACAUUUUGGAGUACGACAAGCCGGAGACUCUUUUGGAGCAGGAGGACGGGAUGUUCGCGUCCUUCGUCAAGGCUGACAUGUAGACCCUCGGUCAAGUCAGCGCGGCCCGCAACUGGCAGAGCGAUCGGUCGGUUGAUCUUUGCUUGUGUCCAGCUGACCUCCCAGGCACUACAACACUCCAGUGAAGCCAUAAGACGCACCAGAAGCUUCUGUGUGAAUUCAGUUGGAAGCCAGAAGUCAAUCUCCAGUCGAUAUAUUUGAAAAGUUGUACCUGAGUCAUUCAGUCAUCCAAUUAAAUACUUUUUUUUUAAAGAAACGAUAUGCAGAAAUAAUUCAGACAAGAGUGUUUCUCAAUAUGUUACACAUGGCAGAAAUUAAGCAACCAGUAUUACAAAGUUAGAAUAGAAUAGACAUAUGAGAGGGAAAACAUACUUCAUUGUUGUUAAUGGGUAGAUCUUCAUUUAUCAGAGAUAGCUUGAGCUAACUGCGGCUCGUACAAGAAGGACAAAUACAUCUUUCUUAUGUUCAGUUUUCCCACACUCCACCUACAAGAGUUGGCUCGCUCGCUGCGUGGCAGGCAGCGAUGGUAGACUGGUAUUAUUCUGUAUUUUUCUUAUUGUCAGCAAAUCUCACGUCGGCAUCAAACCCAACAUCGUGUUAGUCCAUCUCUCGACCAUCUCUGACUUCCUGUCUGUGACUCUCAACCCCAAGCCCAUUGGCUCCCACCAAAGAUGUAAAUCUUUAACAAGAAGGCACAAAAAAUAAAGUUUUUAUGAAACAAAUGGCAGGAAUUAGUGCAUUUGUUGGGGACUAUUUUCAGCGGCGCAGUAAUCUACCUUUGUGGCAGCAGGACGAUGUGAGUGGAACUGAUCUGCUGACAGUAAGAAAAAUAUCUUGUCUUAUCAUCAGACAUAUGAUUUAAGCUCGGCGUCGUUAACCAUAUCAUGUGAUGACCAAUCACAGGACUCUUCAGUGAUUGUGUGAUUGAGCUUUGACACUUUUCACCAUGUUUGGAUUUUUAUACCACAGAGCUUUUUAUUGGAUAGUUUCAGACUGAGCUGAACUUUCAUGUCCUGUGAGGAUCACUUUAAAUUGAUUGAACUUCAAAAGUCUUUAAUUACCUUGUUGAAAAUAUUUGUUGAAUUUAUCUUAAACUUGUGCACAACACGUAUCAUAUAACAUAUUUUAUUGUUCUGUAGCACUUGUGUUAUGCAAUAAUAAGGAAGGGAGAAACUUUUAUAUUUUAAAUAAGUGAAUGUUGGCUUUGGCCAGUGUUUGUGUAAUGUUGUUAAUGUUGAGCUGGGCCAUAGAGGUAACACUGACAGAACCGACUGCUGCUGCUGCUGCUGCUGCUGCUGCCGUGUUUAUGGCACAGCAGCAGACAUGUUGGAUCGGAGAACGAAGGGAGCAUCACAAGUGUGUGUGUGGCCAGUCAGCAAACAGCUUUGGUGUUAAAGAAAAAGAAAGACGAAAGGUGGAAACAUGCUAGAAAAAGAGGUACGACCCAGAAGAGAGGUAGAGAGAGAUCUAACUGUUUUGCUUCUGCUCACGUUCAACAUGAAUCAGGUCAGACUUGCUGAAACUGGGAUCCCAAAACACGAGCACAUGCGUUAUUCAACUGGAAGUUGCACUUGGCCCUGAGUCCAGUCCAGGGUGACCCCCCCUCCUCCACGACCCUGAUGGAUAAGCAGGAUAGAAAAUGGAUGGAUGGAAGUUGCACUUGCUGAAAGUUUGUGAGCAAACCAAGAACGAAGCCAUUCAAAUCUGCAGAAGUUGGGUGUUUUAAUUCUGGUGUGCUGCCACCUGCACUCUGUUCUGUCAGUUGUAUUUCUACGCCUACACUAGUACGAACACUGUAGGGUUUCACGGCUCGGGCUGAAGCCGGUGGACCCGCUGUCUGUCUGCAGUCAUGCUUUGCUGAACUUAUUAUCCUCGGGGACAACAGACAACCUAACGUGAGAUACUUAAAGCUGCGUUAAUCAACAUUUUUUUAACCUGACUGCUAAAUGGCUACAUGUAAUACAGAAUUAUCACCAACUCUGCAUUUUGUUUUGGGCCCUGUGUUUGGUUUUCAAGCAGACCAGCAUUAACAACCAGCUAGUGAAGGAACUGGAGCCAACCGCUGGCGUGCUAAGCUUAGCACAGAGACUGGAAACAGUUAGUCUGGCUCAGUCCAGAGGUAACUAAAUCCACCUCCCAUCUGCUGUGCACUCAGAGAUCAACAGCUUCUGCCUGUUUUGUUUAACCUGUAAGUGUUAAA